Messenger RNA from Astrephomene gubernaculifera, 1620 nucleotides. The record is from the annotation of a GenBank genome assembly. Lineage: Eukaryota; Viridiplantae; Chlorophyta; Chlorophyceae; Chlamydomonadales; Astrephomenaceae.
CCCUGUCGGGCCCAAUGGGGGUAGCCAUCGCGCAGCUUGUACGGCAAGCCAAGCCCGACCGCCUCAUCAUUGAGCCCAGCGGCCUGGGUCAUCCGGCAGGCCUGCUGGACGUGCUGUACAGCGAGCACCUGCGUACGGCACUGGACGUCAAGGCGGUGAUCUGCCUCGUGGAUGUACGACACAUUGCAGCUGCAGAAGGCGGGCUGGGAGAAGGGCUGGUGGCAGGGGAUGAGGAGGGAGGAGGGCAAGGAGGCGGAGGAGGAACUGGCGAUGAUGGUGGUGGUGGACGUGGUGGGAGAGGAGGAGCACCAGUGACGGGCAGCAGGGGGGCGACAGCUGCUUCCGCGGCAGGGGUCCCCAGCGAGACCUUUCAGGACCAGGUGAACGUGGCGGAUGUGGUGGUGGGGCACAAGGCGGACCUGGCCUCGCCCGGGCAGCUGGGCGCCUUCGAGCGCUGGGCGGAGGGGCUGUACCCGCCCAAGAUACGGGUGGUGACAGCCAGCGGGGGCCGGGUGGAUGCAGCCCUGCUGGACCUGCCCCGCACACCCGUGUUCAGGCCCCUCUUCCGACCGCAGUCGCAUGUCAGCCGGCGGCGAGCGGCCCAGAGCAGGUCCCUGCGUGCCGACCCCGCACCACCUGCCGCACCACCCAUGCCGCCUGGCGAGGUGGUGGAGGGGCGGCUAGACCUCCCACACGCAGUACAAGCUGCACCCUUGCUGCCGCCGGGAAGCGUUGAAGGGGAGAAGGGGCAGCGGAAGGAGGCGGCGGCUUCAUCCGUCGCGCCGCCUGCUGCUGCCGGGGCUUAUGACAGUGAUAAGGCGGCUGGUGGAUGUGGGGGUGGUGGUGGUGAUGAUGGUGAUGACUACGGUGGCGGUGUCCAGGCUGCUGUUGACGCACUCGUGCCCCGCCGACCCGCACGCUUUCCGUCGGGUCCGCACCGCCGCUCGGUCGUGCAGCGGCAACAACAACAAGAGCAAGUGCAGGAGCAGGCAGUGCUGUCACACCUGCUGGGAGAAACUCAAGGCCAGGAACAACAGCUGGAGCUACAGAGACAGCAGGGGUCAGGUGCGGAAAGGGAGGAGCAGCAGCAGAUGGCGUCACCGCAGCAACAGGGCGGUGUUCAGGAGCCUCAGGAGGAUGGACCCGAAGAUGCGGACGUGCAGGAGGAGGAAGAGCAGGAGGAGGAGGAGGAGGUGUCAUGCGGCUGGCUGUUCAGCCCGGAAGACGUUUUCGACCGAGGGCGGCUGGCGGCUGUGUUGUCCGCCAUGUGGGGGCGGGCAGCGCGCAUCAAGGGGGUGUUCCGGGUGGGGAAGGCGUCGUACGUGGUGCCGUACAUGAGGCCUGACGGCACACUGGAGCUCCGACCCUUGUCGUACAGGCGGGAGAGCAGACUGGAGGUGAUCGUGGGGUUGCCGGCUGCAUCCCGACCGUCCCAUGGGUCGCACUUGCAUGGGCCACAAUCAGAGGGGAAUACCGGCACACCGUCUUUAAGCCCUCCAGCAGUCGGAGUCCAAGUCGGUGGGGGACAACAGGAAGGGCGACGGGAAGGGCAACUAGUUGAGGGCAGUGUAGCUGCAGCUGCAGCUGCUGCUGCAGCUGCUUCAGCCCUCGAGGUGGAGG